UCACCUGUAAGCUCCCAGACCUGACAUCAUGGUGCAUUUUAGUGCUGAGGAGAAGACUGCUAUUACUAGCCUGUGGGGCAAAGUGAAUGUGGAAGAGGCUGGAGGCGAGGCCCUGGGCAGGCUCCUGGUCGUUUACCCCUGGACCCAGAGGUUCUUUGACAACUUCGGCAACCUGUCCUCUGCUUCUGCCAUCCUGGGUAACCCCAAGGUCAAGGCCCAUGGCAAGAAGGUGCUGACUUCCUUUGGAGAUGCUAUUAAGAACAUGGACAAUCUCAAGGGCGUCUUUGCUAAGCUGAGUGAGCUGCACUGUGACAAGCUGCACGUGGAUCCCGAGAACUUCAGGCUCCUGGGCAACGUAUUGGUGAUCAUUCUGGCUUCUCAUUUUGGCAAAGAAUUCACCCCCGGUGUACAGGCUGCUUGGCAGAAGCUGGUGGCUGGUGUUGCCACUGCUCUGGCCCACAAGUACCACUGAGUCCUCUUUCCAGUUCAGCAGUACCCUUCUGUGUCCCCAGUGUCCUCCUUCUGCAUAUGGGGAUUUGGG
Molecule: messenger RNA, 541 nt
Organism: Mirounga angustirostris (Northern elephant seal)
Lineage: Eukaryota; Metazoa; Chordata; Mammalia; Carnivora; Phocidae
Gene: HBE1
Product: hemoglobin subunit epsilon 1
Exons: 3
Coding region: 29-472 (147 amino acids)
Biological process (GO): hydrogen peroxide catabolic process; oxygen transport
Cellular component (GO): hemoglobin complex; haptoglobin-hemoglobin complex; blood microparticle
Molecular function (GO): peroxidase activity; oxygen carrier activity; organic acid binding
Source: RefSeq, a predicted model, not a curated record